Dioscorea cayenensis subsp. rotundata (Guinea yam) is the source of this 2574-nucleotide messenger RNA. RefSeq names its product zinc finger BED domain-containing protein RICESLEEPER 2-like. Lineage: Eukaryota; Viridiplantae; Streptophyta; Magnoliopsida; Dioscoreales; Dioscoreaceae. Gene Ontology annotation, biological process: DNA integration. Bases 1 to 2574 code for a protein of 857 amino acids. The record is from RefSeq and is a predicted model, not a curated record. The transcript is spliced from 5 exons. Gene Ontology annotation, molecular function: DNA binding; protein dimerization activity.
AUGAAGCAAGGCGAGAAAGUUCAAGACUUUGUUGGCAGAGUUUUGGAUGUAGUUUAUCAAGUCAGAAUGAUGGAGGAGGACCUUCCACAGAAGACAGUAGUGACCAAGAUAUUGAGGAGUCUAGUACCAAGGUUCUCACAAGUGGUUCAUUCUAUCAUAGAAGCAAAAUACCUUAACAACCUUAUUGUCGACGAGCUCAGUGGUUCUUUGAAAAGUCAUGAAGCUAUACUGAGUCUCAAAGAUGAUCUUGAAGAAGAAAAGGCACUUCACAUCAGUAGCACUCAACCUAGAGACCAAUCUAAUCUUGGAGGUGUUGGAUAUGGUGGAUUGAAGAAGAGAGUAAUGGACCGGCAUGACAACAUUGUCAGGUCUUAUUUUGUUUCUGUUUCUCAGGCAUUUGUUUCUGUUUUAAUGAGUUGUGAUGUUGUUGACCUUGGUGAGGAGGAAGAAGACGAAGGUAAUGAGAAAAAAAGGGCCAAGACUUCAAGUGUAUGGUUGGAGUUUAAAGAAAUUGAUCUUCCUGAUGGUUCUAAAAAAGGAGAAUGUAUUCAUUGCAAGAGGAAGUUGGCUAUAAAUGCUAGCAAGAGUACAACUCAAUUUAAAAGGCAUUUGUCAACUUGCAUGAAGAGAAAAAUUUAUCAAAAUCAACAACAAAAAAUUUCUUUCCAACCUGUACAAGGAGGUAAUGGGGAUGUUGAAAUGCAACCGGCUCUCACAAAUGGCAAGUUUGACAUGGCAAAAAUGAGAAAAGCAUCUGCACAUUGGAUAUUGAUGCAUGAGCAUCCUUUUUCAGUAAUGGAAGAGGAAGGUUUUAAUAUGAUGCAAAGAUGUGGAAUGCCUGAAUGGGAAAAAGUGUCGCGGGUUACUAUCAAGAAAGAUUGUAUGCAAGUUUAUGAAGCCAAAAAAAAAAAUUUGAAAUCAUUGCUCAAGAAUGUUAGCAAGAUAAGCCUGACAGUGGAUUUAUGGAAGUCUAGCAAUCAAAAGAUCGAGUAUAUGAUCUUAACAGCUCAUUUUAUUGAUCAUAAUUGGAGAUUGCAAAAGCGUGUUAUCAAUUUUGUUCGUCUUCCACCUCCUCGCCGUGGUGUUGAGAUUGCUGAUUGUAUCUUUAAGUGUUUGAAGGAGUGGGGAAUUGAGAAUAAGGUUUUUACUAUCUCUAUUGAUAAUGCUUCAAGCAAUGAUGUGGCAAUCAGGAUUCUUAAAGACACAUUUUCAAGAACUAAAAGGUUGCUUUGUGGAGGAAAGUUAUUUCAUGUUCGUUGUUGUGCACACAUUCUUAAUCUCAUGGUACAAGAUGGUAUUUCUGAAAUUCAAGAAAUAAUUGAAGAUAUUCAUGAAAGUGUGAAGUUUAUUAAUCAAAGUGAAGCAAGAUUGAAGUCAUUUUCUGAUAUUGUGCAACAACUACAAUUGCCGGAGCGAAAACUUAUUCUUGAUUGCAAGACACGUUGGAAUUCAACAUUUGAAAUGCUAUCAGUUGCAAUGAAAUUUAAAAAUGUUUUUCCAAUGUUCAAAGAUCGGGAAAUCCUUUAUCAUUGUUGCCCAUGCCCCGAAGAUUGGGAAAAGGUGGAGAAAAUAUGUGAGAUUUUAGAAGUGUUCAAUGCCAUCACAAAAAUUAUUUCCGGUAGUGAUUAUCCAACUUCCAAUUUGUUUCUCAAUGAAGUCUAUCGGGUGAAAAUGUUGCUAGACAAAAGGGUGAAUGAUGAAAAUGACUUUAUUCGAGCAAUGAUUGGCAAAAUGAAGGCUAAAUUUGAUAAAUAUUGGGGGGAAUGCAAUUUGCUCAUGUCCGUGGCCGCCAUCUUGGAUCCAAGAUGCAAAAUGAGGGUUGUUGAUUUCACUUUUGCAAGGAUGUAUUCCGAUAGAGAAGCAAGAGAAAAUAUUACUAAAGUUCGAGAAGCUCUACAUGAGAUUUAUGAAGAAUAUGUUCGUGAAUAUCAACAUGGCAAUGAGCAUAGUGGUGAAACUUCAAUGCAUAAUAAUGAUGAUGUUGGUACUAGUGGCAAAGGCUUGUCAGGUUGGUCCGAAUUUUCAAGUUAUGUGAAAUCUAUUGAAAAAGCCUCUCCACAACAGUCAGAUUUGGAUGGAUACUUAGCUGAAGGUUGUUUCAUUUUUGAAGGAAAUCCUGAUGAAUUUAAUGCCUUAGAAUGGUGGAAGGGAAGUACUUUAAAAUAUCGCAUCUUGUCUAGAAUGGCUCGUGACAUACUUGCUAUUCCUAUUACUACAGUUGACUUUCGGAGGCUACUUUCGGUCAAGGGUGGUAGAGUGAUUGAUACUUAUCGUUCUUCAUUGGCUCCAGAGACAGUGCAAGCAUUGCUUUGUGGAGGAGAUUGGUGUCGAAAUCUUCAUGGAGUGAAGAAGAAAAACAAAAGGAAGUCAGAAUCAUUCCAAAAAUUCAAAUACUUCAAGUUGUUGGUGAAGAAGCAGCAUUCAUUGCCGGUGAAGACUUUGCGCACUGAUCGAGGAGGUGAAUUUACAUUACAGGAGUUUGAAACCUACUGCAAACUCAAUGGUAUUCUUCACCAACUAACAACUCCACGAACGCCUCAACAGAAUGGCAUCGCGGAGAGGAAGAAUAUAUAG